AUGCUCCGCGGCGCGCGGCUAACAUGCUAUCUAAUCGUGAUACAAAUCGCAAGUUCACAGGACUUCUCAAAUUCCUACGACAUCAGAACCUUAAGCGAACUAUCAAUCGAUCAGUUAUUGAGUGUCAAAAACAAGUUUGAGUUACCAUCAGUGGACAUCCCAGAUGAAGACGAAUCAGAAGAUAUUGAAGAAAUGGAGUCACGUGGGAAUACCUCCUCGGGUCCAGUCGCUAUGGCGCUUAGAAGAAGAUCAAAACCACGAUCGAAAACCAGCACAUCCCUAAAUCGAGGCGGUUGGGAAGCAGAGGAAAAAGGAAAAAAAGGCAUUGGAUCAAUUUUCCAAAUGUCCAUCACCACAUUAGCCUUCCUAGCCUUCGGUGGAUAUCUCCUAUGUCUCGUCGUACAGAGUCUAAAGGACAAAGGCCACAGCAAGAAGAUUAUUGUCAUCCAACAAACAACAGCAGCUCCAGUGACGACGGCUGCCAGACGUCGCCGCCGUCGUCGAAGACCAGUGCGUAUCCGCCGUCCACAACGCCAGAAACGCACCGUGUACGAAAACCAAGGUGGGCUGAAUUUCGACGGGCCUACCGUGGACAUGACGCCGCAUGUCAACGCAGAGGCGAUGCUUGACGCUCUGGUUAGCCUGUCCGAGGCGUACACGCGCUACCACACCGUCGACUACCGCCGCAUCAAUCAGACAAUUAUACAUUUCUAAGUAAUUUACUCCGAACCGAAGCGAUCGCGAGCUAUUCGUGUCAUGUUACACUUUAACUCUCUGCGUGCACGCUCUCCCGCGCUCGGCGACAUGCAAAUGCUACGAGAACGAACAAUAUUGUGCCCGGAAUGCAACCAAGAUGUAGGUGGCUACACGAAGAACCAACAAGGGACGCAUUCAUGUAGUUAAUUAACUUAAUUUAGUUCUGAAACAUGUGGAAACAAAUUUUGGUGUGUGUAGAUGCUAGUUGAGGGCUCAAAAAUUAUUUAUAUUUAUAUUUAUGAUAUGCAUGUGAAUAACAGCUUGAUUAAUUGUUAAAUUACCUCGCAGAUUAAGAUAAUAAUAUUUAAUAUUUAUUGUAAUUUUAAAAAUAAAUGUUUUAAGUGA
Messenger RNA from Dalotia coriaria, 1101 nucleotides. RefSeq lists its product as uncharacterized. The record is from RefSeq and is a predicted model, not a curated record. NCBI's taxonomy places the organism in Eukaryota, Metazoa, Arthropoda, Insecta, Coleoptera, Staphylinidae. The coding region runs from base 1 to 714 and encodes 237 amino acids. The transcript has a single exon.